Molecule: messenger RNA, 1291 nt
Organism: Pogoniulus pusillus (Red-fronted tinkerbird)
Lineage: Eukaryota; Metazoa; Chordata; Aves; Piciformes; Lybiidae
Gene: MARCKSL1
Product: MARCKS like 1
Exons: 2
Coding region: 70-759 (229 amino acids)
Biological process (GO): central nervous system development; actin filament organization
Cellular component (GO): plasma membrane; cytoplasm
Molecular function (GO): actin filament binding; calmodulin binding
Source: RefSeq, a predicted model, not a curated record
GGGGGGCUCGCCCUACUCCCGCCGAGCGCAGCCGCCGCGGCGGGGUCCCUCGGCCCGACGUGCCGCACCAUGGGCAGCCAGGGCUCCAAGGCGGCCAAGGCGGACGGGAACGCCGCCGACACCGAGCCCGCCAAGGCCAACGGGCAGGAGAAUGGCCACCUGAGGCUCAAUGGGGACAUGACCCCCAAGGUGGGGGCCCAGGCUGUGCCCCUGAACGGGAACGGCUCAGCUGAACCCCUCAAAGAGGAGAACAAGGAGGAGCAGGAUGGUGGAGACACCAUCGAGCCUGCUCCCCCUGCCGAAGGGGGGGAUGCUAAACCUGAAGGUGCUGCGGCCCCCAAGGACACCCCCAAGAAGAAGAAGAAGUUCUCCUUCAAGAAAUCCUUCAAGCUGAGCGGGAUCUCGUUCAGGAAGAACAAGAAAGAAGCUGGGGACUCCUCCGGCUCCUCUCCCACGGAGGACCAAGGCAAGGCGGAGGCCAAGGGCGAGGAGAACCCCACUUGCUCGGGCGGGGGGACGGAGCCGUCGGCUCCCCCCGAGGAGGGGACGGCGGAGGAGCAGCCUGGCAAGCCCGAGGAGAGCCCCGCGGGUGGGCAGCAGGGAGCCGAGCCCGUGAGGGAGGAUGCUGAAGCGAAGGGAAGCGAGGAGCAGCAGCAGCAGGCAGGGGAGAGCCACGGGGACACAGCCACACCGCAGCAGCUCUCCAAACCCGCCCAGCCUGAGCCUACAGCAGCUCCAGCGGAGCAGAAGGAAGAGUAGAGCCCACUUGGCGUUGUCCUGACUUAAGACUCUUACUCCAUCCUCUCCAUCCUGGUUAACACCACGGACUCCACACGCCCCACACACACACACUCCCCCCUCCUUGCCCCCGCCUAGAACUGACAACACUUUCUAAACCCAACACCCCCUCCCCCCCCCCCCCCGAGCUCUUUCCCUUCCCUUCCCUCCUUAGAAAGCUGGUUUGGAUUCCUACCACCACCCACCUGGGAGCAGCUCGACCUGAAACCCUUUCCAACUGUGGAGGAGAGACUAUCCUGGACCUAACUGGAACUUACAGUUUGUGACACCCCAGCCCUGCCACCCCCACCCACCCCACCCCCAACUCUCUGGCUGGUCUCUUGGCUGACCCCCACUCAAAGCCCAACGAGUCAGGGACUUUUUUUUUCUUUUUCAGUGGAUUCCUCCUUUUUUUCUCCCCCCCCCCCUCCCCUCCCCCCUUUCCUUUCUUCCCCUCCCCCUCUCUGUUUACAUUCCUGGUUCUGACUUCAUUUAAAGUAUUUUGUGCUUUUUA